AUGGCGGAUCGGCCUGGCACUCAUAGAGCCAACAUUAUCGUCGACGCGAACGUCGAAAGCUUUCGGAACGUCACACGGGAUGCUCUCAAUCAACAAGUUCAAGCAGUCAUGGCAGAUCUUGAGGUAGCAUACCAAGCGCGUGUCCAUGACAAUGCACAAGCUCAUGAGGUCCAGAUCUCAGUGAACAUCAACUACAGUCUUCGCCCACUUACCAGCCAGGCUGAUCUAGAUGAUCAAAUUGCUUGCCGCAGCCGCGCGGACAUGGCCCACGAAACUGCUCAACUGAACUUGGACAUCGGCGUCCAUGCUGGUGAAAUCAAUCAGCAAGACACAGACGAUUUCCUAGAUGAUGAAUAUCCUCCAACGCUGUUCUCUUCAGCUGCAAGAUUGCUGGAUUCGCUGCCCGUUGUCAAUCUUGCUCAUCUCAAAGAAGAAUCCCAAGAUUGCCCUGUUUGCCGGGAACCCUUUUCCGGGUCAGAAUAUAGCGAAGUGGAUACGCCGGUCUUGCUCCAUUGCAAUCAUAUUGUCGGCCGGGCCUGUGUCGAGCAAUGGCUGUCAGGUGAUCACAAUUCAUGCCCUAUGUGCCGUGCAGCGAUCUUUGAGCCAGCCGUGCUUACGGCGCUGGCAAACCAAGAACGGUCGGGGGACCGUUCAGGUUCUCUUUAUCAUGUCCAGGCGGAAAAUUUCGCAAGAGAGGAUAUCGACGGCCGCGCAAGACCAGAGUGA
This is a messenger RNA of Letharia columbiana, 726 nucleotides long. RefSeq lists its product as uncharacterized. Gene Ontology annotation, molecular function: ubiquitin protein ligase activity. Gene Ontology annotation, cellular component: cytoplasm. The transcript has a single exon. The record is from RefSeq and is a predicted model, not a curated record. Gene Ontology annotation, biological process: protein ubiquitination. Bases 1 to 726 code for a protein of 241 amino acids. NCBI's taxonomy places the organism in Eukaryota, Fungi, Ascomycota, Lecanoromycetes, Lecanorales, Parmeliaceae.